Molecule: messenger RNA, 390 nt
Organism: Trypanosoma cruzi
Lineage: Eukaryota; Euglenozoa; Kinetoplastea; Trypanosomatida; Trypanosomatidae
Exons: 1
Coding region: 1-390 (129 amino acids)
Source: RefSeq, a predicted model, not a curated record
AUGUCGCCACAUCCGGUAGCGCCGCUCUGUCGUUGGUCCUAUUUUGCAACACACUGUUGCGUCGGUGUUGUGCACUUGCCCUGCAGGGGAUCAAUUCUCGGGGAGCCCUUGUGGAGCUGCCGCCUACUCUUGACGGAAUGUGGCUUUUCCGCCCUUCCUCCGCCACAGCAGAAAGCGGUGUGUAGUCAAGAAACGCUCACAUUAAAGUGUAGAGGCGUCCCUUUUGUUGAGUUUAGUACCUCUGAACUGAAAGAGGGUGCGCUUGUGCAUGUUGUAGCAAAAAUGUACAAGAAGCCAAGGUUUAUCCCUAUUCAUGGCACAUACGUGGAGGACACGGAGCUGCUUGUCUCUGAACAGUUUGGAUCACUUGUUCUUCUUGGGACACUGUGA